AUGAAGGCCGCUGUUGUCCUGUCCUUUGUCGCCGCCGCCAUGGCUGGUCUCAUUAAUGAGCGAACCAAUGGAUGCAACGCCGACAACUGCGCCCGUGCCGUGACCGGCACUCGCGAGGGUCUCCUGCCCAUCACCUCUCGCCAGUCCGACUGCUCUAGCUUUAUGCAGGCCACUGUCACUCCCAAGGCUACCACCACCACCAUCACCAUCACUGUCGACCCCGAGGUGACCCCCAAGGCCAAGCGCGCCGUUGCCAAUGCCGCUCCCAUCACCGUCACUCCUACGGCCAUCCCCAACUAUGCCGACCCCUGCGACGUUGCUCACUACUCCUCUGCUUGCUCUUGCUGGGGCAUUCACGCCACUACCGUUACGGCUUCUACUCCGACCCAGACCGAAAUUGUCACCGUCACUCAGUCUUACUGCGAGCUGUGA
Molecule: messenger RNA, 432 nt
Organism: Trichoderma reesei QM6a
Lineage: Eukaryota; Fungi; Ascomycota; Sordariomycetes; Hypocreales; Hypocreaceae
Exons: 2
Coding region: 1-432 (143 amino acids)
Source: RefSeq, a predicted model, not a curated record